Messenger RNA from Aphanomyces astaci, 384 nucleotides. RefSeq lists its product as hypothetical. The transcript is spliced from 2 exons. The coding region runs from base 1 to 384 and encodes 127 amino acids. The record is from RefSeq and is a predicted model, not a curated record. Lineage: Eukaryota; Oomycota; Saprolegniomycetes; Saprolegniales; Verrucalvaceae.
AUGCUGCCAUGUACGAAGAAGUUUGCCGCUGUGUACAAUCCAACCGACCAAGGGCACUUACCCAAGAGGAAUGACUUGACCGACGUAACGUUCGAAAUCGCUGAAAUCCUUGGCCGCUCGAGAAAAACAGUGCAAUCCGUGUGGCGCGAAUACACCAAAACCAUAGUCUCGGUCAGUCCCCCAUCUAACCAAGCCCCACGCAAGACCCGAAUCCCACGGACGAUCGCUGUCAUAUCGUCCAUCCAAAAGUUCGUCCGCGACAAGCGCCAACUCCGCGCUCGUGUCAUUGCAAAGGACGUAGUGGCGUUUCUUUUGGAAACCGGCGUCCUCAUCUACGACACCCACGAUAAGACACAGUCAACGACCGCGCUUCGAUGCGUCUAA